AUUGGUCCACAAAAAGCACACACGUAACGCAGAGAAACGCACCGUUUGGAUCCCGACCAAUCCCCACCGGAACCCAGCUUCCCCCUCCGCCCCACCCAAACCCCGUACCCUUAACCACCUAACACACAACCCCUCCUUUAUUUAACAUUGUAGGGCCCACCACCACUCACGAGAAUCAGGUCUCUCUCUCUCUCUCUCUCUCUCUCUCUCUCUGUUUUUGUGUCUAACAUUCCAUAUGGACAGCGAGGGAGAGAGAAACAGAGGGGGAUGAAUUGGAAGCUCUUCUCACCUUGUGGUCCUCACGCGUUCCCGUUCUCUCUUUAAUUUCUUUUUACUUUUCCCCCGCCUAUAAUUCUCAUCACCCACCAUCAUCACUUCAUCACUCACUCCCCCUUCUUCUUCUCUUUACCCUCUUCUUCUUCUUCUUCUUCUUCUUCUUCUUCCUCUCGCUUAUACUUCCCACUGCCACUGAACUAAUUUAAUUUUUCCUAGUUCCGUUUUGGAAUUAAUUAAUGGAGAAGGGGAAGCAGAGAGUGGUGGUGACGAGGGAUAGGGUGAAGGAGGAGACCGAGGUGGCCGCCGAGGAGCAGCAGCCGGCGGGGUUUAUCUACGAUCAUGAAGACUACAGGAGGAAGAGAGCCGCCGCCGCCGCAGCAGCAGCAGCGGCUUGUUCCGGCGGGAAUAAGAGGAGUACUGGGGGUGGUGGUUCCAUGAGGUUCUGCUGUCAAGCUGAGAAGUGCAGUGUUGAUCUGAGCGAUGCAAAGCAGUACCACAGGCGCCACAAGGUGUGCGAGCUCCACUUCAAGGCCCCUGCCGUCCUCGUCGCCGGAAUCCGCCAGCGCUUCUGUCAGCAAUGCAGCAGAUUCCACGAACUAUCGGAAUUUGAUGAAUCGAAAAGGAGUUGCCGGAGGCGUUUGGCAGGACACAACGAGCGGCGCAGGAAGACCUCACUGGAUUCGCAGGCCUCGGAAGGAGGUGGGUCGACUAGGAAAGGGGCAACCGCUCAGCUGAAGGACAUUAACAGUGUGUGCGGGCAGGUGGACGACAUGGGCAGAAUUCAGAUAGCGAUCCAAGAGAAUGCCACUUACAAACACUUUCAGAUCAGAUAAUUAAGACCCAGACCCAGCUUCUGUUAAUUUGCUCCCAAGCAAGCAAGCAUGCAUGAAUGCUCUCUCUCUUCUGUCAAUCUUGAUGAAGGCGUUCUUAGAUUAAUGUUAGGAGCACUAGCUAGUAGUAUGAGUAGAGGUAAUGGUACUCUCUCUGCAUUGUGAUUGCUACCGGCUAGUUGGGUUAGUGGCUGCAGACUUCCAUUGUGGCUUGCCAAUUUGAUAACUACUAAUGAAUUAAUUGCUUUAAACCA
Messenger RNA from Malania oleifera, 1360 nucleotides. RefSeq names its product squamosa promoter-binding-like protein 4. The coding region runs from base 513 to 1109 and encodes 198 amino acids. Lineage: Eukaryota; Viridiplantae; Streptophyta; Magnoliopsida; Santalales; Ximeniaceae. The record is from RefSeq and is a predicted model, not a curated record. Gene Ontology annotation, molecular function: DNA binding. Gene Ontology annotation, cellular component: nucleus. The transcript is spliced from 2 exons.